Messenger RNA from Eubalaena glacialis (North Atlantic right whale), 3288 nucleotides. RefSeq names its product derlin 2 (gene DERL2). Gene Ontology annotation, biological process: endoplasmic reticulum unfolded protein response. The record is from RefSeq and is a predicted model, not a curated record. Gene Ontology annotation, molecular function: misfolded protein binding; ubiquitin-specific protease binding. NCBI's taxonomy places the organism in Eukaryota, Metazoa, Chordata, Mammalia, Artiodactyla, Balaenidae. Bases 418 to 1098 code for a protein of 226 amino acids. The transcript is spliced from 7 exons. Gene Ontology annotation, cellular component: Hrd1p ubiquitin ligase ERAD-L complex; endoplasmic reticulum membrane.
ACCUUCAGGGUGGAGGUUCGCGGCCCACCGGAGACGCUGCUCCAUCUGGCCGCUCCAGCGCCCGGCGAUGAGGCCUCAGCCAGUGCCACACCCCUUCUCGCUCCUCUUCAGAGAAAAUGCAGCCCCGCGGCACUUACCCAAGCGACCAUGAGAGUGACGAAUUCGACCAAACACCGGCUUCCCGCCACCUCCUUUAAACCACCGCCUGCUGCCAGAGAUAGGCGGCGCCGCUGACUCCCCCAAAUUCCGACCGCUAGGUGCCUUAGAGCGAGGGCAAGAUGCCACCGCGCUCCUGAUUGGCUGGCUGUCUGGGGGCAACCUAUAUUGGUGACGGAAAGGGGGCGAGCGGGAAAGCUAGCUGUGGCCUGCGGGGAUUGGCGGAAGGAACCGGUACUCACUCUCUUUCCCGCGACGUAGAUGGGUGCAGAAGCGAGGCUGGACCGCCGCGGAGACACAACUCGUGAUUGGCGGCAGUUGGAAUUGAUCACACCUUUUCAGUUGUACUUCAAUCCCGAAUUAAUCUUUAAACACUUUCAAAUAUGGAGGCUAAUCACCAAUUUCUUAUUUUUUGGGCCAGUUGGAUUCAAUUUUUUAUUUAACAUGAUUUUUCUAUAUCGUUACUGUCGAAUGCUAGAAGAAGGCUCUUUCCGAGGUCGGACAGCAGACUUUGUAUUUAUGUUCCUUUUUGGUGGAUUCUUAAUGACUCUUUUUGGUUUGUUUGUGAGCUUAGUUUUCUUGGGCCAGGCCUUUACAAUAAUGCUUGUCUACGUGUGGAGCCGAAGGAACCCGUAUGUCCGCAUGAACUUCUUCGGCCUUCUCAAUUUCCAGGCCCCCUUUCUACCCUGGGUGCUCAUGGGCUUUUCCUUGUUGUUGGGGAACUCAAUCAUUGUGGACCUCUUGGGUAUUGCAGUUGGACACAUAUAUUUUUUCUUAGAAGAUGUAUUUCCCAAUCAACCAGGUGGAAUAAGAAUUUUGAAAACACCAUCUAUUCUGAAGGCUAUUUUUGAUACACCAGAUGAAGAUCCAAAUUACAAUCCACUACCUGAAGAGCGGCCAGGAGGCUUUGCCUGGGGUGAGGGCCAGCGCCUCGGCGGCUAAAGUGGCAGUGCCAAUAACGAGACCCAACUGGGAAGGACUCAGUGACAUACCCAUUGGGAUUCUUUUAUCCUUUGUGUUGCAAAAGUAUGGACACUUUUGACAGCUUGACAAGAUUUUGACUCCAGAAGCACUUUAUGAAAUGACACACUGAUUAAUCCAGAAGACAUUUCCAGCAGUUUGCCAGUGGUUCCUCACUACACUGGUACUGAAAGUGUAAUCUCUUGGAGCCAAAAAACUGGAGAAACAAAUACCCUGCUGCCUCUAAGGAACAAGUACCUGAGUACUUGAGUUCUGUGGUGACGGGCAGAGUUUUUCCUCUUCCUCCUCCUCUUUGACAGACGAGGCCAUGGUGUAAAUGGAAGUUUCAGAGAGGACAAAAUAAAACUGAAUUCCAUCUCUCUCUCACUGAAUUAAAGCUUUUGUGUGUGAUCUUUUAAAUUAUCACCAUGUCUUCUAGCUCUCCUGCAUAGGUCUGCACUCAGAGCAGUUUACGUGCCCGCUCUUCCUGUGUCUUCACGGCUUUCGACUGGAUUUCAUUUCAAGAUUGGAAAUACGUGGCUGAGACACCAUGGCUGUGUACACAACUUACUAACCCAGAAUGCCAGCUCCAGUGGGAAGAUUUGUUUCUGUUGUCCAGAUAGUUUGUUCUCCGUUUGGGUUUUACAAAACUUCAAGUUGUCAGACAGCGUGGUGGAGAAAAAGGGUAGGGUGGAUCUAGUAGCAGCAGGAAUUCUGUUGUAGGAGAGUCAGGUAGGCGCGAAGCUAAUGUACCGUCUCAUUUAUUUACUCUGCAUUUCUCUGCUCGGAAAUAUCCAGGGAAAGGCAGGUCAUGGCCACCGUUUUAGAAAACAACAGAAAGAUCUUCUUUACACCUGGGAGACAGGUUAGACUCUUAACUUGAGGUGAGCGGGUACCAGUUAGGCACGGAUACAUUUUUCCUGGGUCUUUGGCUGGUGAACAUUUAUCAUUUGCUUCAUGAAAAGCCAAGAAGCUUUCAGAGACAAGUACCUGGUGUACCUUCCCAACCAGGUAGAAACCAGACAGGUCCACAGAAGUUGGCACUUAAUGCCAGUGGUUCAAUAAGUACUUACCCAAGAUGUUCACUUCCUGGGGGCUCAGCAGGUUUACUAUCACACUGCCUAAGUAAUUCAGAGAACCGGGAGGAAUAGAAUGAAUACCCCCAGGAAAGAGAUUAAUUCAAAUCAUUCUAAUAAAUGGCAUGUAGGCCUGGGAACAUUGCCCAAAUAGUUCCAGCUUGGCUAAGUGGUUGCUUUCUAGAGUGUGAGAUUUCCCUCACAAAGAUGAACAUGAGGUUUAGAUUAAACAUAAUAAACAUCUUAAAUGGGAAUUUUCAGGUCAUUUGCGAAGUGAAAAGUAUUUUAAUAUCUUUAAAUGGAAUAUACAUAAGUAAUGGAAUUUAAUAUAAGUACUUGACAUGCUGCUAGUCAGUAACUUUGAAUAUGAUUGUUGCAAUUUUAUGGAACGUGGGUUAAUGGGACUGCUUUUUUUCCUAAGUGGCUUUAAAACUUUAAAUGCCAAUCUUAGAAUGUAUAGUUCUUACGGGAUUCUUAAAUUUUGUCUUGUCUUUGUUCAAGAAAGCUUUUAAUUAGAAGGUUGGUUUUGUUUUGUUUUGUUUUUCAUUGUUUUGGGGCUAGAAAUAGGUUUCUCUAGUUAAAUUUGUUCUCCCUUAGUUAACUUUGAGUUAUCCAAUUUAUGGAAUAUCUAUUCACUGAGUGUUCAUUUAAGUAGGGAAUGUCUAAACAUACUGAUGACUGGGUAAAACAGGAAACAUUUUGAGUUUAUGGCCUAAACGCAGUCAGUCAUGGGAUUUUGGUCUCUCCGAUUUUAUGGGAUGAGAAUUCCUAGUGGCAGGAUGCCAUGCUGUGCUACUACACUGUGUCCUAUGCAGUUGGCAUUCCAAGCACUGGCCUCUUAAUUUGAGUGGCCUGUACCACUACCACCAUCCCCGGCCCGGUGUUGCACAUCCGGAUACCUUGGCUCACCUGGACGUAAGGAAAAGUCCUCACUUCUUCCCCAGCUUACCUCUCAAUCUUGGUUCUUCCAGAACACACUUCUUUUUCUUAAUGCAAGUCAACUGAAAAGCGAGACUUGAUACAUGGAAUCUUGUGACCAAUUUAUCUGACAUACAUAGAAUUUAAAAGAUUCCUGGAUUCCACCAGUAAUACUGAA